This is a messenger RNA of Cladocopium goreaui, 3090 nucleotides long. The record is from the annotation of a GenBank genome assembly. Lineage: Eukaryota; Dinophyceae; Suessiales; Symbiodiniaceae.
GUUUUCGACAUUGAGCAUUCAGCACACCUCAUGAUAGGGUUCGGAGGUUUGGCACAAGGUGCAGUGGCAUCUGGUUUCACAGUGCAAGUUGCCGUGGACCAGAACCAACGGAUGUUGGAUCUCUACUCCAAGGUUGGAGAGGCCCAUUUGAUCUGUGGGGACGUGGGAGACAGAAAUGUUGUGAGUGAGAUUUGGCGCCAUUCCAGUGGUGCUGCAACCGUUACCUCGGGAUUCAGUUGCCAGCCCUUUUCCACUUUGGGCGAUUGCAAAAGCCAUGAGGACGACAGGUCGUGGUGGAUCCUGUCAUCCCCAGACAUUGGACCGGUAGAGCUGAAAGCCUGGCCAGUUCUGCAGAAUAUCCAGGUGUGGCCAACGGAUGCAUGUUUGAUUCAAGAUCAGAAACUUUGCGACAUGAUGAUGUUUUGGAAGGAACUUCAACACCUAUCGCUCCUUGAACUGGUCUUUCCACUUAGAUGGGAGGGGAAAAUUGAUGGCACUGUCAGUAUUGCUUCCAUUCUGGACUAUUUGAUCCGAACCCAUAUGGAAGUCAAACCCACGGUGGUUGAAAUUGAUGGCAAGUCUGAAGAAGAGGAAAUUCCAGUCUUUGACUUUCCUGCCAUUGUUGAUGACCCCAACACAGUUGGUUGCAUGUGCGCCGACUCAUGCACGGUGGUAUUCAAGGGCAGUGCUGACCCGCCAAUCCGGUUUCAACUCAAGUGUGGCUCAACAGUUGAGCAGUUCUUGCAAGCCCAAUUUGGUCUCACUGAGCAUGUGGAUAUUGAUUACAUUUCCCUGAAUGAUAAGUGUAUCAACCGUGAUCAUGUGCUUGAGGUGGGUCAAUUGAUCGUCAUUCAUGUGAGUGAGAAUGUUCCCCCAAGAGCCACCCAUGAGAUUGCUGUCUCUCCAACUGCGAUUUGGUCUCAGCCGGCAAUUGAAACACCCAUUGCUUCUGUACCGCAGAAAGUUUCAAAAUUUGAUGUGGGUGAGUGUGUCACACCAACCAUGGUUCUGCCUGAUGAUCAAACUUGGCUCGACGCGUCUGCCUUGCAAGGCCUUACGGGUGACCAAUUCCUGAAACUGCAGGUUCCAUGCGUGUUGAACGCACAACAGCUUUGGUCGCUGCGUCACCAAUUCCUGCGCACGUCAGACAGAAUUGCCAUCCUUGAGAGCCAGAUGCAAUUUUGGGCCGACGAUGAAACCAGGUUUCACUUGAACGCCACAGUACAAGCAUGCCAGGAUGCCCGUGUCAAGGCUGGAGGUACUUUCCCUGAGAUUUGUAUGAUUGACCCCCUGGUUUUCUCUGCGUGGGUUCAGAACAAGGGAUUUGAUGUUGCUUUGUGGGCAAGAGAUCAUCCUGAAAUCUCUACCAAAGGGGUGCCUAUUGUAACGGUUGUCCUCCUGGCUGGUCAUUGGGUACCACUGUUCAUGUCCCCGGUGAAAGGAGUCCUCAACGUCCACACCUGGGACGGAAUGAAUGCCUCACAUGAUGGUCUUGAGGGGGUCAUCACAGCCCUUUCCGAUGCUUUGGGUUUCCAAGAAGCAAUGAUUUUACGUGAGCACCGAUUGUUCUUCACUACUGAGCUCUGUGGGGCUUUGGCCAUUGCUUUCAUUCGGCACGUGCUGAUUGGGACGCAACUUCCGAGUGACUGCACCGAUGCAACGGUCAUCCAUGCGCGAUUGAAAGAGGCAUAUACCAAAGAACUUGUAAGAUGCCAAAUUGCCCGUCGCCCAUGGAUCUGGGGUGCGGGCGACAAAACCGCAGGAACCCGAGUCGCAGCUAAUGAUCUGCAACUGGCGGUGAAUAUCACACGUGACCAAAGAAUUGAUUUGAUUAAUGAAAAGGGUUUCGCCAUGGGUGAUGAUGAAGUCAGGUUUCACCUUUUGAACCUUGUGGAUAACCAGCCAAAUGCUUCUCUGCCUAUUCAUGAAAGGAAAUUUGUUUCCAUGGAACCCCUGGUCUUCAGUUGCUGGGAUUCUAUCGGGCAUAUCAUUGCGAGUCAGUGGUGCUUGAAGAACCCACAGAUCUUUGCACAUGGACAGAAUGUGGUCACUGCUGUUGCGGUUGAUGAUCAUUGGUUACCCUUGUGGAUGGUCCCUGACGGGCAAACCCUCCAGGUUCACACAUUCCAAUCAGACGUUGACUUCACUCCGGUUGAAGCCAUCAUUUCCACAUUGGCCGAAAAGCUGGGCUUUAGUGCUCAUGUCAUCCACAGGAUCCCACAAGGACUGCCGGAGCAUAUGAUGUGUGGGGCCCAGGCCUUGACCUUCAUUGCACAUGUGAUCGUCCACAUGAAGACCAAGCUGCUCUUGACCAACGACGACAAGAUAGGCGGGCUUCACGCAUGUGUCGAUUCAUGCAUCCGUGCAUGGCUGCACCUUCACUAUGUUGGGGAAGGGUCUCCCAAAGCUGAUGCCCUUACCGAGCGCUGGGGUUUUGGUCCUCAAGGACAGUUGACUAAGCUAUACAUGCCUUUCGUUCCAGUUUGCAUUUUGCAAGAAGCCCCUUUCCUUAUUGCAUUGGUGGACACCCCGUCCCUGCGCAAAACAACCGUGUCUUCCAUGCCGCUUGGAGAGGUGUUGCUGUUUUAUCCAAAUUUCCGACACGUGAAGUACCACACAUGUGAUUGGAAUUGUGAGAUGGGAGCACUGCCAGUUUUUGACGUGUUGGAAGCAGCAGGUUUUAAAGAUUUGCAGGAUCUUGCUCACGAUAUGCAGCGGCGGGAUAUGGACCCCAACGUGAUUUUCCACGAUUUGAAAACCUUUCAAAAUCGAGGCAUCAAUGUCCUGCUCAAACCGCAGCAGGCACAAGUUGAGCAGGAAAGUCCUAUGCAGGAUGACCAGAUGCCACAAGAUGCCACAUUGCCUCCGCCUCAGGUUUGGAGACCGAUUCCGACGUUUCACCCACCUGACAAGGCGAUUCGAUGGUACGGUGACCCGUUGGUAAGAACCAUAGCCAGCUGGUUUUGGCAAGUGGUGCAUGGUAGCAGAGAAGAUUUGAUUUGGGUUUCACAUUUUCAGCUCUAUGUGGACUUCAUGUUGACGACGGGUGAGCCCGGGCCGGUGCACCAGUCCAAGUGGAGAAACGGCAAG